AUGGCUAGUCUCAAGAAUAUCAUGAACACCGACGAUGAACACGUCGAUUCAAGUUCCGGAAUCCGUUCCGUCGGUUCGACUUCAAGACCACCCUCUACCCACAGCCAUGCUACUACAUUAAAACAUCCACCACCCCCUUCCUCCCACAACAGCAGGUCUGAUAAUCCUGUCUCAUCCAUGACAUCUUGUCUCGAUGAUCACCCAUCGUCACCAAAGCCCAAUAUCAACAUGACUAGCCGACGCCGUAGCAACGCAAGUGUCGACUCCAACGAAUUCUCCUACCAGCCUGGCCCAUCAUCUCACACUCCCAUGAGGCCCUUCACCGGAGCAGCCACUGGAGAGGCACACGUAAAGUUGACUCCUAUAACCAGAAAGAUCAGUAAGGCGAAGAAAGGUGUCCCGGUUCACACAUGCAACCAAUGCCCCAAGACCUUCUCUCGGGCAGAGCACUUGAGACGUCAUCAACUCAGUCAUUCAGCUCCUGAUCUAUUCUGCCCGGUCGAAAACUGUAACAAGACUUUCCAUCGCAAGGACCUCCUCGACCGUCAUGUCCAAAGACACCCGAAAACACCUAACCUGCCUCCUGCAGACUCUGUCCCAGAAUCAGGACUCAAGAUGCCGGAAGUCUAUAGACACCCUCGAGCAGUAACCGCAAGCAGCAGCUCGAACAUGGUUGGCUCAUGGCCAUCAGUGGUAUCGACAUCUGCACCUCAUCAGGCCUACAAUCCGCCGCCAACCGUCAACAAUUCCUCAGACAACUACCCCAUCGGGCCAAACAACUAUGUACUCCAUACACUGCCAACGAACGAAAGUUUUGUAACAAGCUAUUCGGAACCACGAAACAUGUCCGACAUGUCUCUCAUAUCAUCCAUUCCUGAGGAAGCACCCCCUGAUCUAGGCUGGCCUGAAAGCUCAAUGUCUUCAUCAGCCCCUACAAGCACAUUCUCGACUCCUCCGGAUAACACCAGGCGCUCACAGUUCUCCGUGCCAACAACGAACGGUUCUUGGAUGACUGCGACUCCAACUUACCCAACUACUGCAAAUGACAUCACUGCCAGUCUGGACAGCAACACAUACCCUGGCUCGUAUUCAUAUACCGACACUCCGCCACAAGCAUAUCCUUCUGUCUUUGGCGAUAUGGAUCUUGCAUUACCUGGAUACUCCGAAGGCCCUUCUUUCAGCACUACCAACCAGAUCCCUAUUCCUACAGUUCGUAGCAUGUCCCCCUCAUUAGCUGUCGCUCAAUCUGAGACUUUAGUAGCUGUCCCCUCGCUGCCAGCAUCAGAUGGAGUUUUCGGAUUGGGGGCAUGUAGCUCUGGGCCUUCGGAUGGUAGCUUAUUGAGUACUCCUGAUCUGAUGCCCCUAUCUCUCCCUACAGCAACGAGAGACUCAAUUCCGACAUACUUAGAAACUUACUGGGAGCAUGUCCAUCCCAAGAACCCCAUCAUACAUAAGCACACUUACGAGGAUGUACCCGCGGAGGAGACAGAGCAUGUGCAGGUGCUCCAAUGCGCCAUGGCUGCUCUGGCCACACAAUAUAUCCCCAACGCAGAAGACCGCAUGAAGGGAGCUCAGCUUCAUGCAUACGCCUGGCAAAAGUCAAAAGUGCUGAAAAGUGGUCAAUACCAGUACAGCAAACUAUUGCACUCUGCGAGUAUUAUGCUCGGUUUCGUGGCAGAAAGCCACACUCACAUCAGCCCUCUGCCCGGUUCACUGCACUUUACCACAGGGUUUUCAAUCAUCACCAUGAAUCUUCUUCCGGCUCUUCAACCCAAGGUCAGUCGGCUUGGAAGAUCUGGGUUGCUGCAGAAACUCAACGACGACUGCUGGCUGCCUGCUUCCUCCUGGAUGUCCACAGUUCACGGUAUCAUCAACGACCACACUCUUCCUAUUCCACUCACAGCAACAACAACGAAAUCCUGGGAAGCACAUGAUCCCCAAACAUGGACACGACUACGGACAAGAAAGGACCCAAAAACCAUCUCAAGCAUCAACAUCAGGACACUCUCUGCCACUGAUGUAGCAUCUCUGCCUGCCUUUGACGCGGCAAUCUUGCUUGCAGCAUGUUCAUUAUUUAUUUCGCGUCGUCAGAACCCAGCACACGUUGGCCUGAUGGAUGGUGCACUGAACUUUGAGUCGGAGAGAAUGCUUAUGUUAAGAGUAUUUCCUGACUCGGCAGUUGUCAGCACCUACCUCGCCCUUCACUACACACCUCUUUACUACCUAUUAUCAGUGUCUGGGCAGAGCUGGGUCUUCAACAAGAAGGUGACGGACUUCAAUGUCUUUGUGGAACACCAGAGGUUACUAGGCGAAUGGUGCAAAUCUAGCACAGCUGCGAUCGCCACGGUUUUUGCUGCCCGUGCUUUGAACAUGUUCCUUAAUCUCAAGACUUCAUCCGGUCAGGAAGAAGACAGAAAAGGAAAAUCCAGUCAGCAACAAGCAGUACAUUGGACAGAUAUUUCGGACUACUGGGGUGCUUACGUUUGCUCGUUGAUCUGUUGGGCCUUUGGUAUUGAGGAUAAACAGGACAGGGAUAAUACCAAAAAUUUGCCAAAAGCUCCAAAGCAGUGGAUCUUGACAGUUGCGGAUCUGGAGCCGUCUGAGUUGCAAGCUCAGAAUCACCGCAAUGGGGCUCAAAAGGUUGACGGAGUUGAGCGAUCAAAAGAGGUGUGGAUUUGGGAGUGA
Molecule: messenger RNA, 2685 nt
Organism: Fusarium tjaetaba
Lineage: Eukaryota; Fungi; Ascomycota; Sordariomycetes; Hypocreales; Nectriaceae
Product: C2H2 zinc finger transcription factor
Exons: 8
Coding region: 1-2685 (894 amino acids)
Biological process (GO): regulation of transcription by RNA polymerase II
Cellular component (GO): chromatin
Molecular function (GO): RNA polymerase II cis-regulatory region sequence-specific DNA binding; DNA-binding transcription factor activity, RNA polymerase II-specific
Source: RefSeq, a predicted model, not a curated record